Lycium barbarum (goji berry) is the source of this 3537-nucleotide messenger RNA. Its product is annotated as leucine-rich repeat receptor-like protein kinase TDR. The transcript has 2 exons. Lineage: Eukaryota; Viridiplantae; Streptophyta; Magnoliopsida; Solanales; Solanaceae. Gene Ontology annotation, molecular function: receptor serine/threonine kinase binding; protein kinase activity; ATP binding. The record is from RefSeq and is a predicted model, not a curated record. Gene Ontology annotation, biological process: protein phosphorylation. The coding region runs from base 278 to 3343 and encodes 1021 amino acids.
AGAAGUAGCAUCAGAAACUAAAGAUGUACAAGAAGAAGGAAUAGUACAAAUAUUUAUUAGAUUAUUGGAAUUCUUUUUCAAUUUUCCUUCCCUUUUUCUCUCUCCUCACACCAAACAGAACCCACUGAAGGGGAAGCUAAAUCAUCAUGAAACACCCUCUGUUUCCAGCACUCCAAAAAAGCAUUUCAUAACAAUCAAAACCUUCUUUCCCUUAAAUUUACCUCUCUUUACACACCCCAUUUCUCAACCAUUUCCUUUCCACCAUAACCCCGUAACCAUGAAACACUCCUUUCCUCUCUUCCUUACUACACUUCUCCUCUUCCUAACAAGAAUUUCACUUGUUUUCUCCAUUCCCAGUAGUUCAAAUCUUCCUCUACAACUCAUUUCUCUUUUAACCUUAAAGUCCUCUUUCCAUGAUAAUCACAACACCUUCAAUGAUUGGGAUCCUACCCUUGCCUUCUCAAGACCCGGUUCACACAUUUGGUGCUCUUGGUCUGGCAUCAAAUGUGACAAAAAAACUAACCAAAUCACCUCUCUUGAUCUCUCAAAGCGCAAUCUUUCUGGUACAAUUCCAGCAGAUAUAAAGAACCUGGUGCACCUUCACCACCUGAAUUUAAGUGGAAAUGCCUUAGAGGGUCCUCUCCAAACAGUUCUUUUCGAAUUCCCUUUCCUCAAGACUCUUGAUAUUAGUCACAAUUCCUUUAACUCAACUUUCCCCCCUGGUGUAUCAAGACUCAAGUCUUUAACACACCUGAAUGCUUAUAGUAACGAUUUCAUAGGCCCUUUGCCUGAGGAAGUUGUUAAGCUCCCUAAUCUUGAGUACCUUAACCUUGGUGGAAACUAUUUCGAGGGUGUAAUUCCGAAAAGUUAUGGUGGCUUUGUAAAGCUGAAAUUUUUACACUUGGCUGGAAAUAAAUUGACUGGUCCGGUUUUGGCUGAGUUGGGUUUCUUGAAUGAGCUUGAACAUUUAGAGAUUGGUUACCAGAAUUUCACUGGAGGUGUACCUGAUGAAUUUUCUUCUUUGUCAAAUUUGAACUACCUUGAUAUCUCUGUAGCCAACCUUUCUGGUAUUCUACCUGUUGGGCUAGGCAACUUGACAAAGCUUGAAACUUUGUUUAUUUUCAAGAACCAUUUUUUGGGUACAAUUCCUUCCUCUUUUGGAAAAUUGACAUCUCUGAAAUCGUUGGACUUAUCCGACAACCAUCUCGUAGGAACAAUCCCUGAAGGGAUUUCAGGGUUCAAAGAGCUAACAGUCUUAAAUUUGAUGAACAAUAACUUCACAGGUGAAAUCCCACAAGGGAUUGGUCAGCUUCCUAAUCUUGAAUUGUUGGCUCUAUGGAAUAACUCACUCAUUGGAAUUUUACCACAGAAGUUAGGUUCAAAUGCAAAGUUACAAAAGCUUGAUGUCUCUUCAAAUCAUCUAUCAGGUCCCAUUCCACCAAAUCUUUGUCUAAGCAACAGCUUAGUUAAACUUAUCCUGUUUUCAAACCAGUUUAUUGGUGAGCUCCCUUCUUCCUUAGCAAAUUGCACCGCAUUGGCCAGGUUUAGAAUUCAAAACAACAGACUCAACGGCUCUAUACCAUUAGGCUUUGGUUUCUUGCCCAAUUUAGCGUACUUUGACAUGAGCAAAAACAAUUUCUCCGGUCCAAUUCCGAAAGAUUUUGGGAAUUCCGCAAGAUUGGAGUAUUUGAACAUUUCAGAGAAUUCAUUCAACAGUGAGUUGCCGGAUAAUAUGUGGAGUUCCCAAACUCUGCAGAUAUUUUCGGCAAGUUACAGUGGCCUUAUCGGGAAAAUCCCUAACUUCAAAGGGUGUCGUGUUUUGUACCAUAUCGAGCUUGAAGGAAACAAUCUCACAGGAAGUAUUCCAUGGGAUAUUGAGCAUUGUGAGAAGCUCAUUCAAUUCAAUUUUCGACGAAAUUCGCUUACGGGAAUCAUUCCUUGGGAAAUAUCUGCAAUUCCUUCCAUAACAGAGAUUGAUUUGUCUCAAAAUUUCCUAACUGGAACAAUUCCUUCAAAUUUUGCCAAUUCCAGUACCAUAGAAAACUUCAACGUGUCCUACAAUCAGCUCUCUGGUCCAGUGCCUUCUUCAGGCUCAAUUUUCUCAAGCUUACAUUCCUCUUCCUUCAUCGGAAACGAAGGCCUCUGUGGUGCUGUCAUUCAAAAGCCUUGUGGGACCGAUGGGCUCGCGGCUGGAGCAGUGGAAGUUAAGCCGCAGCCCAAGAAGACAGCUGGCGCAAUCGUCUGGAUAAUGGCAGCUGCAUUUGGUAUCGGGCUGUUCGUCCUCAUCGCGGGCAGCCGAUGUUUUCACGCCAAUUAUAGUCGGCGAUUUUCAGGUGACAGAGAAGUUGGCCCCUGGAAAUUAACGGCUUUCCAGAGAUUGAACUUCACAGCAGAUGAUGUAUUGGAGUGCUUGACAAUGACUGACAAGAUCCUGGGAAUGGGUUCAACAGGGACAGUGUACAAAGCCGAGAUGCCAGGUGGCGAGGCCAUAGCGGUGAAAAAGCUAUGGGGAAAACACAAGGAGACAAUCAGGAAAAGGCGAGGCGUUUUAGCUGAAGUUGAUGUGUUAGGCAAUGUGAGGCACAGGAACAUCGUGCGAUUGUUGGGCUGUUGCAGCAACAACGAGUGCACGAUGUUGCUGUACGAGUACAUGCCCAAUGGUAGCCUAGAUGAUUUGUUGCAUGGUAAGAACAAGGAUGCUAAUUUGGUGGCUGAUUGGCUAACUAGGUACAAAAUUGCACUUGGGGUCGCUCAAGGAAUUUGCUAUCUUCAUCAUGAUUGUGAUCCCGUUAUUGUUCAUCGUGAUCUUAAGCCUAGUAAUAUUCUUCUGGAUGGUGAACUGGAGGCUCGAGUUGCUGAUUUUGGUGUUGCCAAGUUGAUUCAGUGUGAUGAAUCUAUGUCUGUGAUUGCUGGAUCUUAUGGCUACAUUGCUCCUGAAUAUGCAUACACAUUGCAAGUUGAUGAGAAAAGUGACAUAUACAGUUACGGGGUUGUGUUAAUGGAAAUUUUAUCAGGGAAAAGAUCGGUGGAACCAGAAUUUGGCGACGGAAAUAGCAUUGUAGAUUGGAUUAGGUCCAAGCUCAAGACUAAAAAUGGCAUAAAUGAUGUGUUGGAUAAAAAUGCUGGCGGUUCGUGUCUUUCGGUUAGGGAGGAAAUGAUGUUGUUAUUGAGGGUUGCAUUGCUCUGCACUAGCAGGAAUCCGGCAGACAGGCCAUCGAUGAGGGAUGUUAUGUCUAUGUUGCAAGAGGCCAAGCCUAAGAGGAAGUUGCCUGGAACUGUGGGUGCGGGUGACAAUGCAAUUGCUGCUAUUCCUUUGGCUCAAAAGGCCACUGUGGAGUGUUGAUAUUAUAAUAGGAGAUUUGGGUUUGUCUUGGUUUUCAACUUAGCUUUCUCUUUGGAAUUGUGGGGGAGAUUGGUAUAGGAGAAGUUAAUAGUUUUCUUUCUUAAAUUUUUGCUAAUGGAAAUUCCCGAAUGUUCUCAAUCCAAUGUCCUGAGAUAUUAGACCGAAACUAUGAAAUGAGUAUCUUUGCUAACAAA